AUUUAAUUGAAUAACGUGAAUACAAGUACAUUCAAAAUGAAAAUUGAUAUACAUAACCAUAUACUUCCAAAAGAUUGGCCAAAUUUGAAAGAUAGGUAUGGGUAUGGAGGCUUUAUUCAGCUUCAACAUACAUGUGAUGGUAAGACAGCAAAGAUGUUGAAAGAUGACGAGUUAUUUCGAGUAAUCGAUGCAAAUUGUUGGUCGGCCGAAGAACGAAUCAAAGACAUGGAUGCUACGGGUGUUACAGUUCAGGCACUAUCUACUGUUCCUGUGAUGUUCAAUUACUGGGCCAAACCAGAACAUACCUUGGAUUUUUCAAAAAUAAUCAAUGAUGAUUUAGCCAGUACCGUUAAACAAUAUCCAAAGCGUUUUGCUGCUCUGGGCACAUUGCCUAUGCAAGCACCUGAACUUGCGCUUGGUGAAAUGGAAAGAUGCAUGAAAGAUCUGAAAUUUAGUGGAUUUGAAAUUGGAUCUCAUAUUAAUGACUGGAAUCUGGAUGCUCAAGAGUUAAGACCAUUUUGGAAAAAGGCAGAGGAAUUAGAUGCUGCUAUAUUUGUUCAUCCUUGGGACAUGUCACUUGGUGGCAGGUAUAAGAAAUACUGGUUGCCGUGGCUUGUGGGAAUGCCCGCGGAAACAACACUCGCAAUACAGUGUAUUUUAUUCGGUGGCGUUCUCGAAGAGUUCCCCAAGUUAAAAAUAUGUUUUGGUCAUGGCGGUGGGUCAUUUCCAUAUACAUUAGGAAGGAUUGAACAUGGUUUCAAUGUAAGACCAGAUCUCUGUGCAACAGAAAAUAAAUUUGGACCGCGUAAAUACAUUGGGAAGAUUUUUACAGAUAGUCUUGUACAUGACGCUAAUGCUUUAAAGUUUUUAUUGGAGGUUAUUGGUGAGGAUAAUGUAAUUCUUGGCUCAGAUUAUCCUUUUCCCCUGGGGGAACAUCACCCUGGUAAAUUGAUUGAAUCAACGGAAUCUUUAAAUUCUGAGACAAAGGAAAAGGUGCUGUUUAGGAAUGCACUCAGAUUCUUGAACUUGAAUGAAAAAGAUUAUGUUUAAAGUCUUUAGGCCUGUAUUUUGCUCAUUGGUGUAAACUUAAUUGGUAUAAUCUAUUAUGGUCGGAUUUUAGAUAUGGUGUGUGCUUGUGUCUAUUCUAGUGGUGGAAUUUUUUUUGUAUUUGUCCAUUUUUUUUCGCAUUGCAAUAUUUUUAAUAAUAGUGAUUUCUUCAAUAGCCUAAGCUUUUUCGUAUGCAAUGAAUUAAUGAAUAUUUCGUACCUUGUGCAAUUAAUUUUUAUUUCAAAAAAUUUUGUUAUCAAGUAUAUAGUACUGGUAAGGUGACAGCGUGAAAAAAUCAUGUAUUAUUUUGUUUUUAUUGUUCUAAUCGUUUAUUCGGUCAUAGCUGUCAAGAUAAGAUGCCAAACAUUCAUUGUGAAAUCGUCUUGUUUCUUGCUUUCUUAGCUUAAGAUUACACUAACAUUGAUUCUCUCUAUCUCAUGUGUAUCUAGA
Molecule: messenger RNA, 1497 nt
Organism: Styela clava
Lineage: Eukaryota; Metazoa; Chordata; Ascidiacea; Stolidobranchia; Styelidae
Product: 2-amino-3-carboxymuconate-6-semialdehyde decarboxylase-like
Biological process (GO): secondary metabolic process
Cellular component (GO): cytoplasm; cytosol
Molecular function (GO): carboxy-lyase activity; hydrolase activity
Source: RefSeq, a predicted model, not a curated record